Molecule: messenger RNA, 3356 nt
Organism: Leptosomus discolor (cuckoo roller)
Lineage: Eukaryota; Metazoa; Chordata; Aves; Leptosomiformes; Leptosomidae
Source: RefSeq, a predicted model, not a curated record
GAAUGGGCAGCAGUGAUGAGUGGUCUGAUGUUCAGGACAUCAUCGACUCUACUCCAGAGCUGGAUAUGUGUCAAGACCCCCGCCUGGAACGCACUGGUAACAGCCCAACACAGGGGAUUGUGAACAAAGCGUUUGGCAUCAAUACAGACUCUCUGUAUCAUGAACUUUCCACAGCAGGGUCCGAAGUUAUUGGAGAUGUUGAUGAAGGAGCAGAUCUACUAGGGGAGUUCUCAGGAAUGGGCAAAGAAGUGGGGAAUCUGCUGCUGGAGAACUCGCAGCUACUGGAGACCAAAAAUGCUUUGAACGUUGUGAAGAAUGAUUUGAUUGCCAAGGUGGACCAGCUGUCUGGAGAGCAAGAAGUGCUGAAGGGAGAGCUUGAAGCAACAAAGCAGGCCAAAGCCAAAAUGGAAACCAGAGUCAAGGAGCUGGAGGAGGAGCUGAAAAGAGUGAAAUCUGAAGCAAUUGUUGCCCGACGAGAACCCAAAGAGGAGGUGGAGGAUGUAAGCAGCUAUCUCUGUACAGAAUUGGACAACAUUCCCAUAGCUCAGCGCCGCCGCUUCACCCGUGUGGAAAUGGCCCGGGUUCUGAUGGAGCGCAAUCAGUACAAAGAGAGGUUGAUGGAGCUCCAGGAGGCUGUCAGGUGGACAGAGAUGAUCAGAGCUUCCCGUGAGCACCCAUCCGUCCAGGAGAAGAAGAAAUCCACCAUUUGGCAGUUCUUCAGCCGUCUGUUCAGCUCUUCCUCAAGUCCCCCACCAGCAAAGAGGACCUACCCAUCUGUGAACAUCCACUACAAGUCCCCAACAACGGCAGGGUUCAGCCAGCGUCGUAGUCACACCAUGUGCCAGAUCUCCUCUGGCAGCCGCACCCUGGAGUUCUUCCCUGAAGAUGACUGUACAUCCUCAGCACGUCGCGAGCAGAAGCGGGAGCAGUACCGCCAGGUCCGGGAGCACGUGCGGAAUGAUGAUGGGCGAUUGCAGGCCUGUGGCUGGAGCCUCCCUGCCAAGUACAAGCAGCUGAGUCCCAAUGGUGGUCAGGAAGACACUCGCAUGAAAAACGUCCCAGUGCCUGUAUAUUGUCGCCCACUAGUAGAGAAGGACCCAACCAUGAAGCUGUGGUGUGCAGCUGGAGUCAAUCUCACGGGAUGGAGACCUUUGGAGCAGGAGCCUGGGAAUGGGCAGAAACUGGAUCCUGGACGUGAUCCCCUCACCUGUGAUAGGGAAGUGGAAGGCGAGAACAACAAAAGUAACCAUACAUCUCCUGAAAAUAAAAAGGCAAAGGAGCUCCAUGAAAUGGAUGCCACGUCCAGUCGUGUCUGGAUUCUCACCAGUACUCUGUCAACAAGUAAAGUUGUCAUUAUUGAUGCGAAUCAGCCUGGCACAGUAGUGGACCAGUUCACUGUCUGCAAUGCUCAUGUGCUCUGCAUCUCCAGCAUUCCUGCGGCCAGUGAGAGUGAUUAUCCUCCAGGCGAGAUCUUUCUGGAGGGAGAUCUAAAUCCUGAAGAGUCAUCUGGAACAGAUGGUGUCUUGGCAGGAAUCACUCUGGUGGGCUGUGCAACCCGCUGCAAUGUGCCACGAAGCAACUGCUCCUCGCGUGGUGACACACCUGUGCUGGACAAGGGACAGAGUGAGGUGGCUGCUGUCUGCAAUGGGAAGAUCAACCAAUCCCAGUCUACUGAGGAGGCAACAGAAGCUACAGAGGUAUCGGAGAACGGCACAAGCGAGGCAGAGCCUGCUCAGGCCCGGCCUGGGCCCCUCACGGAGCACGUGUUUACAGAUCCAGUCCCUGCACAGGCACCUCUUAGGCAGAACGGGGAGAAUGGGCAGCUGAAGACAGAGUCAAGCACAACACUGCCAGAUCAGGAGUUGAAUGGGGAUGCUGCUGGGACUUGCAACAGUGCUGCCCCCACCAUGUGGCUGGGAGCACAGAACGGCUGGCUUUAUGUGCACUCGGCUGUAUCCAACUGGAAGAAGUGUCUGCACUCGAUAAAGCUGAAGGACUCUGUACUGAGUCUAGUGCAUGUGAAAGGGAGGGUUCUUGUUGCUCUGGCAGAUGGAACACUAGCCAUAUUCCACCGGGGAGAAGAUGGUCAGUGGGAUCUCAGUAAUUACCACCUAAUGGACCUCGGUCACACUCACCAUUCCAUCCGCUGCAUGGCUGUUGUGUAUGAUAGAGUCUGGUGUGGCUACAAGAACAAAAUCCACGUUAUCCAGCCUAAGACAAUGCAGAUUGAGAAAUCCUUUGAUGCCCACCCUCGGCGAGAGAGUCAGGUGCGACAGCUGGCAUGGAUUGGAGAUGGAGUAUGGGUUUCUAUCCGCCUGGACUCCACUCUGAGGCUUUACCAUGCCCACAGCCAUCAACAUCUGCAAGACGUCGACAUUGAGCCUUACGUCAGCAAGAUGCUAGGCACUGGAAAACUGGGCUUCUCAUUCGUGCGGAUUACAGCCCUGCUCAUUGCUGGCAACCGCCUCUGGGUAGGGACAGGGAACGGUGUCGUCAUCUCCAUUCCACUGACCGAGACUGUAGUCCUCCACCGAGGUCAACUCCUUGGGCUCCGGGCCAACAAGACCUCACCAACCUCUGGAGAAGGCAGCCGGUCUGGCGGAGUCAUCCAUGUGUACGGUGAUGACAAUAGUGACAAAUCUGCCAGCAGUUUCAUUCCCUACUGCUCCAUGGCUCAGGCACAGCUCUGUUUCCAUGGCCACCGUGAUGCUGUCAAGUUCUUCGUCUCUGUGCCUGGCAAUGUCCUAGCAACCCUGAAUGGGAGUGUGCUGGACAGCCCUUCAGAGAACCCCAGCACAGCGGCCACAGAGACCGAGGGGCAGAAGCUGAAGAACGUCCUGGUGCUGAGCGGAGGAGAAGGGUACAUUGAUUUCCGGAUCGGGGAUGGAGAAGAUGAUGAGACAGACGAGAAUGCAGGAGACGCCACCCAGGUGAAGCCAGUACUUUCCAAGGCUGAAAGGAGCCACAUUAUUGUGUGGCAGGUAUCGUAUAUCCCUGAGUGAGGAUUUCUCCUUUCCCACCAAUGUAAGUGUCCCUCCUCCCGCCUGAAUGCCAAGAUGUACAUACAGAACGCCUGCAUUAUACCUACUGCUGGAAAACGACCCCAGACAACUGCAACGGCUCCUGCCUCAGACUGUGACCCCCUUCUAACCUCUGAACUUGCAGCUUUCAUCUUGGGCCCGUGCGCUUUCUGCGUGGUUGGAUUACUGUUCUGCUCUGGAGCUGGCAUCUACAAGGAGAGAAAUGGCAGUGCGUUGAUGAAGUGAAGCUUGGAGCUAGAACUGUGCAAAACCUUUGCCCAGCACUCAGCUGGCAGCUGGAUGGGUAGUGGCUCAGGUUCUCUGGCAGGUUGCCUC